Myripristis murdjan (pinecone soldierfish) is the source of this 1155-nucleotide messenger RNA. It is a transcript of the gene stc2a, whose product is annotated as stanniocalcin 2a. The coding region runs from base 168 to 1022 and encodes 284 amino acids. The transcript is spliced from 4 exons. NCBI's taxonomy places the organism in Eukaryota, Metazoa, Chordata, Actinopteri, Holocentriformes, Holocentridae. Gene Ontology annotation, biological process: intracellular calcium ion homeostasis. Gene Ontology annotation, cellular component: extracellular region. Gene Ontology annotation, molecular function: hormone activity. The record is from RefSeq and is a predicted model, not a curated record.
UAGGCAGCAUCCCUCCUCCCAGCUCCUGCACUCAGUCCCACAGCUGCCCUAUAAGACACCAGCCCGCAGCUUUACUGAUCACUGAUCCAAGGUAAACCUAAAGCUAUAGGCGCUCACAUACACAACCGGAUCUUUGCUGGAAAUUGCAGCGCACUUUCGGAGACGCAAUGUUGGUUAAACUGGCCGUAGCGCUGCUGGUUUUGUCAGUACUUGAGCAAGUAGUGGGAUCGGAUAAUAUCGAUAUUCAUGACAGCCCCCCGGAGAAGCCUGCCAGCCAGAAAGGACGUCUUUCCUUGCAGAAUACAGCUGAGAUCCAGCACUGCCUAGUGAAUGCAGGUGAUGUUGGCUGCGGCGUGUUUGAGUGUUUUGAGAAUAACUCCUGUGAGAUACGAGGGCUACAGGAAAUCUGCAUGACCUUCCUGCACAAUGCUGGCAAGUUUGACUCUCAGGGGAAGUCCUUCAUUAAGGAUGCUCUGAAGUGUAUGGCCCAUGGUCUGCGCCACAAAUUCAGCUGUAUCAGCAGGAAGUGUGUGUCCAUUAAAGAGAUGGUGUUUCAGCUUCAGAGAGAGUGCUACAUCAAACACAACCUCUGCUCUGCUGCUAAGGAGAACGUUGCCGUCAUGGUGGAGAUGAUUCAUUUCCAAGACCUCUUUCCUAAAGGUCCAUAUGUGGAGUUGGUGAACAUUCUGCUGAGCUGCGGAGAGGAGGUGAAGGAGGCGUUAACACGGAGCGUCCGACUACAGUGCGAGCAGAACUGGGGUGCUCUGUGCGACAGCCUGAGCCUCUGCUCUUCCCUCACCCCGCCUCCGCCUGGUGCCGUCACUGAGCAUCACCACCCCGCGCCCUCUCACCCUGAGCCGGAGCACCCUCGCCCGCCUCGGCAAGGAGACAAGGACAAGUCCAGCAAGGGAAGCUUCGGCACCCACCCUCGCAACCGCAGUCAGGGGCCCCGCCGUCAGAGCCUGGAGACCGGCGUGGUGGCCGAGCAGGAAGACCCCGAGGCCACUGACAUCCGGAGGUGAAAACACAGGAGACUGUCCCGACCCCAACACCAUUGAAAUCCCACUGACACACAUACAUAUGUUCACACAAUGACAUAUACACACACGUGCACACUAGCACCAAAACUCGUCCCACCCACACACUCUCUCUCUC